Anoplopoma fimbria (sablefish) is the source of this 3549-nucleotide messenger RNA. RefSeq names its product catenin beta-1-like. NCBI's taxonomy places the organism in Eukaryota, Metazoa, Chordata, Actinopteri, Perciformes, Anoplopomatidae. Gene Ontology annotation, biological process: positive regulation of transcription by RNA polymerase II; cell adhesion. The record is from RefSeq and is a predicted model, not a curated record. Gene Ontology annotation, molecular function: cadherin binding; protein phosphatase binding; alpha-catenin binding. Gene Ontology annotation, cellular component: catenin complex; adherens junction. The transcript has 17 exons. The coding region runs from base 291 to 2597 and encodes 768 amino acids.
AGGAGGAGUCGGGAGUGAUUGCGGGGUGGAGGGGGUAGUUAGUUCCUCUCAUUGGAAACCCAAGCUGCGAGGUCGGAACUUGGCCGUGGUAGGGGGAGGGGGAGAAAUAUGCCUUUGAUGUUCUUUGCCGCUGAAUGGUGAAUUGUGUUCGUGCUGGCCUGGAAAUACCCACCACUUUGCUGUGGAGGUGGAGGCGGAGGCAUUUCCCUCCUCCUCCUUUAAACAAGCAAGAAUCACAGAGGAGCUGGUACAGACAUAUUUGCUGUGCGGGCUGAGUGCAGGCAAGAACAAUGGCUACCCAGUCUGAUUUGAUGGAGUUGGACAUGGCAAUGGGAGACAGCAAGGCUGCAGUGAGCCAGUGGCAGCAGCAGUCCUACCUGGAUUCAGGCAUUCAGUCUGGCGUAACGACCACAGCACCAUCUCUGAGUGGAAAGGGAAACCCUGAUGCUGAGGAGGAUGAUCCAACUCUCUACGACUGGGAGUUCAACCCGCCCUUCACUCCUGAGCCUACAGACAUGGAGGGCUAUGCCAUGACCCGGGCCCAGCGUGUGCGUGCUGCCAUGUUCCCAGAGACCUUGGAGGAGGGCAUCCAGAUCCCACCUACUCAGCUGGACGCUGCCCACCCCACAGCAGUGCAGCGUCUGGCAGAGCCCUCUCAGAUGCUGAAGCAUGCUGUGGUCAACCUCAUUAACUAUCAGGAUGAUGCCGAGCUGGCUACUCGUGCCAUCCCUGAGCUUACCAAACUGCUCAAUGACGAGGACCAGGUUGUCGUGAAUAAAGCUGCUGUAAUGGUGCAUCAGUUGUCUAAGAAGGAGGCAUCGCGUCACGCCCUGAUGCGCUCCCCACAAAUGGUUUCGGCCGUUGUUCGUGCCAUGCAGAACACUGGUGAUGUGGAGACGGCUCGCUGCUCCGCUGGCACCUUGCACAACCUUUCCCACCAUCGUGAGGGGCUCCUUGCAAUCUUCAAGUCUGGUGGCAUUCCUGCCCUGGUCAAGAUGCUGGGCUCGCCAGUGGACAGUGUGUUGUUCUACGCCAUCACCACGCUCCACAAUCUGUUGUUGCAUCAGGAAGGGGCAAAGAUGGCAGUGCGCCUGGCUGGAGGACUGCAGAAGAUGGUGGCCCUGUUGUCUAAUACCAAUGUCAAGUUCCUUGCAAUCACUACUGACUGCCUGCAGAUCCUUGCAUAUGGAAACCAGGAAAGCAAGCUGAUCAUUCUGGCCAGUGGUGGUCCCCAGGCCCUGGUCAACAUCAUGAGGACCUUCACAUAUGAGAAACUGCUGUGGACCACAAGCAGAGUGCUCAAGGUGCUCUCUGUUUGCUCAAGCAACAAACCUGCUAUCGUAGAGGCUGGAGGCAUGCAGGCCUUGGGGCUUCACCUGACAGACCCCAGCCAGCGUCUGGUCCAGAACUGCCUCUGGACUCUGAGGAAUCUUUCAGAUGCUGCCACUAAACAGGAGGGAAUGGAGGGUCUUCUGGGCACCCUGGUCCAGCUGCUGGGCAGUGAUGACAUCAAUGUAGUGACAUGUGCCGCUGGCAUCCUCUCCAACCUGACCUGCAACAACUAUAGUAACAAACUCAUGGUCUGCCAGGUUGGAGGCAUCGAGGCUCUGGUGCGAACUGUACUUAGGGCCGGCGACAGAGAAGACAUCACAGAGCCAGCCGUCUGUGCCCUGCGUCACCUGACCUCCCGCCACCAGGAUGCUGAGAUGGCCCAGAAUGCUGUGCGCCUUCAUUACGGCCUGCCUGUGGUGGUCAAACUUCUGCACCCUCCGUCCCACUGGCCACUAAUCAAGGCUACAGUUGGUCUGAUCCGCAACCUGGCUCUUUGCCCAGCCAACCACAGUGCUCUGCGGGAGCAGGGAGCCAUCCCUCGACUGGUCCAACUGCUCGUCAGGGCUCAUCAGGACACCCAGAGGCGCACCAGCAUGGGAGGCAACCAGCAGCAGUUUGUGGAGGGUGUGCGUAUGGAGGAAAUCGUGGAAGGCUGCACAGGAGCUCUGCACAUCCUGGCCCGGGACGUCCACAACAGAAUUGUCAUCAGAGGGCUCAACACCAUUCCACUCUUUGUCCAGUUGCUGUAUUCUCCAGUGGAGAACAUCCAGCGUGUGGCAGCAGGUGUGCUGUGUGAACUGGCUCAGGACAAGGAGGCUGCCGAGGCUAUUGAAGCUGAAGGAGCCACCGCUCCCCUCACUGAGCUGCUGCACUCCCGUAACGAGGGCGUUGCAACCUAUGCUGCAGCUGUCCUGUUCCGCAUGUCUGAGGACAAACCCCAGGACUACAAGAAGCGUCUGUCAGUGGAGCUGACCAGCUCUUUGUUCAGAACUGAGCCCAUGGCCUGGAACGAGACUGGAGACCUGGGACUGGAUAUGGGAGCUCAGGGAGACCCUCUGGCUUACAGGCAGGAUGAUGGAGCCUACCGGGCCUACCCAGCAGCCUACGGCCAGGACUCUCUUUUGGACCCAAUGAUGGAAGGUGCUGACUACCAUACUGACACUCUGCCCGACCUGGGCCACCACACUGAUCCGCUGCCAGACCUUGGCCACACCCAAGACCUGAUGGACAGCAACCAGCUGGCCUGGUUUGACACAGACCUGUAGGAUGUUGUAAUCGGAUUGAACCUCCAUUGUGAUUGGCCUGUAUUGUCUGAAGCAGCAUUAUGAUUGGCACGUAGAGUGGUUAAAGGUAAAGAGAGGAAUAAGAGGUCUUGGAAAGUGCCACACACAAGAAAAUAAAGAAGAUGGUUGCCAUUGGAAUGUUAAAGCAAGUUGAAGUGGGAGGAAAAGAAAGGGUUAAAGUAUCAGAGAGAUGUGGAAUCACACAAUGGAGCAGGUUACCUAUAUGGAUGAGUGCACAUGAGGUGGAUCUUAAAAGUUUGAAACACAUGUUUUAGCCUUGCCUGUAUUCUUAUCAGUUUUUUUGUUUCUAUUUUUCUUAUUCUAUUUUUUUAUUUCUUUUUGUAUUACUCAUUCUCUGUUAUGGUACUGACCCAGCUUGCCUUCGCACUAGCCAUCUUCAUUUUCUCUUCAAUGCUAAUCAUUUGUAAUUCUUAUUUUUUAAAACGUAUAUUACAUGUAGUGUUAAGUUAUAGUGAUAUUAUACAAUGUUCCUUUGGUUUAUGGCCGAAUGUGUAGAACACUAAUAAUCAGUUGAAUUGUACUCUGACUUAAAGUGUAACAUUGUGUAGUGUUUUUUUUAUAAUCUCAAAAAUGGAGAAUUAUGCAUUCUUAAUAUGUGCUUGUUUAAGCAUAAAAUAUGUCAGUGUCACAAAUGUUCUAAAGAGGGAGAUGGGUAAAAUUUAGGGUGGGUCGGGGAUAAAUCUAGAGACAAGUGUUUUAUAUACAGUAUCACUGGUAGGUUAACAACUAUUUUGUAUGCUAUCAUUGGAUGUCUGAUAGAAAAGUCUUUAACGCUAUCGUUGGUGGUCUAAUAAAACCCAGUUUUAUGUGCUAUCAAGGGUAGCUAGGUUGAUGAACCAGUUGUAGUCCUGCUGUGCUUAUUUUGGAGACGAGGUUAUGACACGGCUGAACAAUAAAAUGGCAUUUUAUUUCA